This is a messenger RNA of Rhinichthys klamathensis goyatoka, 1116 nucleotides long. RefSeq names its product NME/NM23 nucleoside diphosphate kinase 3 (gene nme3). NCBI's taxonomy places the organism in Eukaryota, Metazoa, Chordata, Actinopteri, Cypriniformes, Leuciscidae. The record is from RefSeq and is a predicted model, not a curated record. Gene Ontology annotation, biological process: GTP biosynthetic process; CTP biosynthetic process; UTP biosynthetic process. The transcript has 5 exons. The coding region runs from base 84 to 593 and encodes 169 amino acids. Gene Ontology annotation, molecular function: nucleoside diphosphate kinase activity.
AUCUCCUCCCUCUCUUCCGAAAACUCCUUUCUUUUCAGUCUAGGGAAAACUCUAGAGGCAGCCCGGUUUCCUGCUCUGCGAAGAUGAUCAUACUUUGCUUAACAAUAUUUGCGAACGUUUUCAAGACGGGAUGGACUGGCUCAAACGAGCGCACGUUCAUCGCAGUGAAGCCUGAUGGUGUUCAGCGCAGACUGGUGGGUGAGAUCAUCCGGCGCUUUGAACGAAAGGGUUUCAAACUGGUCGGCAUGAAGCUACUGCAGGCAUCAGAGGAGCAGCUCAAACAGCACUACCGGGACCUGAGGGAGAAGCCUUUCUACAGCAACUUGGUCAAAUACAUGAGCUCAGGACCCAUUGUUGCUAUGGCAUGGCAAGGGCAUGAUGUGGUUAAGUCCGCCAGAAAGAUGCUUGGAGAGACAAAUCCAGCAGACUCUCUCCCAGGCACUAUCAGAGGAGACUUUUCCGUGGAAGUGAGCAGGAAUGUGGUCCAUGGCAGUGAUUCAGUUGAAAGUGCUCAGAGAGAGAUCUCGCUGUGGUUCGAGCAUCACGAGUUGCUCUGCUGGGAAGAGAGCAGUCAGCACUGGAUCUACGCCUGAAAGCCAUCAUGUUGCACUCGUCGUAACAUACAGCUUUUGCAGCUUCGUCUGCAUCUGAUACCUGCUGCUCUGCUCAAGCCAUAGUGACCAAAAUAAUAAAGCAAAAGGUAGCUUAUGUUGACAUUUGUCUGGAUCACUGAAAUCAAGUCAUUGGUCAAGCUAUUUUUGAAUGUGACCAUUUUCUUACUGCUUUACUCAUGCUAUUGUUAACAUUUUAAGGGUUUCUUUGCAGAUAUUCACUUGGUUACUAAUAUUUGGUGGGUUGGUAAGUCAGGCACUACUCUAAAGUUAAUUAGUGUUUAUAUCCUUUUGAAAGACAUUGUUUACAUUUUCACAUUCAACUUUUGAUAUGGGCAUGCUUCUUGUCAUCUUGAUGCACUAUGUAAAAAUACAUUUAUUAUUCAUGACUAAAAAGCAAUAAUGAAUGACAAAGGGCCAGCUUGCUCUGAACAACUUAAAUAUCCCAAUUUGCUUUAGUCUAGUGGUUGGAACUCACUUGACCAAACUUUACUCUACAAAUAAA